AUGAGCAGCAGUGGCAACGACCUGGGCUUGUCAAAGAAGCGGGAGCCUCGCCCAGGGACGCGGAAGGUGUCAUCGCUCUCUGCCGAACAGCUGGAACGCAAGCGUGCGAAUGAUCGGGAGGCCCAGCGGUCGAUCCGUCAGCGGAACAAAGAGCAUAUCGAACAACUCGAGGGUCAAGUGGCCACUCUCCAGAGCCAAAUCACCGAUCUGCGGACCCGGAGCGAGCGUUUCGAUGAACUCAUACGGCGAAAUACAGCCCUAGAUGAAGAGAACAGCCGCCUCAAGCAUCAGCUCGCUGCCAUCGCCGGAGGACCGGGGUUUGCUGCUGGUGGUGAGACAGGUCCUUUUCGGACUGGAUGGCGCAUGGAAAACACCCCCAGCACUGCAGACCCAAGCAACCCCUCAACCGGACCGAUGCUUUCGCCGCAUUUCUCAGGGACCUCACACCCAACAUCAGCGGGGCGGACAUCCUCGAGGCUAUCAACAUCGAGUCGGUCAUCCCACCCUCACGAAUGGCAACAGAUGGCCCACACGCGCUCACCAUCUCUCUGUGACUCGUCCGAUGCAGAGUUCUCCGGCCACCUGGACCCGUACGUGAUAGAAGGCCAACUACCUCACCAGGGAUCUCGCAUGGUCCCGCCGUCAGUGCCCGCUCCGUCUGCUCAAAUGAGCUUUAGCAGCACUGCUAGCGCCAACCAACAAUCCUCCGACACGUCCUUCUCGCACCACUACCCCGUAAAUGAGCAUCCACAACGCCUACUUGUCAAUGACCUCCAUCCUCCCGAUCAAACACGUCCCCAGUACCUUCAUCACGCCCAGUCCAUGUCUGUACCCAAAGUCACCCAAACGCCUCAGAAGGCUCCUGCUACAGCCUACCAGCAGCCGGGUCCCGCGUAUCAACCUCCAAUGGCCCAACCACCACAACGAGAACAGCACCAAUAUGGAUACCCUUGGGCUCCGCAGGCUUGA
Penicillium lagena is the source of this 969-nucleotide messenger RNA. Its product is annotated as bZIP transcription factor. The record is from RefSeq and is a predicted model, not a curated record. Bases 1 to 969 code for a protein of 322 amino acids. Gene Ontology annotation, biological process: regulation of DNA-templated transcription. The transcript has a single exon. Gene Ontology annotation, molecular function: DNA-binding transcription factor activity. Lineage: Eukaryota; Fungi; Ascomycota; Eurotiomycetes; Eurotiales; Aspergillaceae.